AUGAAGAGGACAGAUCCGGUGUGCGCAACCUGCCGCGAAAAAUGUCGGCGCUGUGACCGUACAAGACCUACAUGUAGGCGAUGUGCUGCCAAAGGACUGGAAUGUAAAGGGUAUCCUGAGAAAUUUCGGUUCCGCAGCGUGACCUCCACGAGCAAAAAAAGCGGUCAAAGGCGCGAAUCAACAAUCUUCAAUCAUGUCAUUCAGUUUCAAGAGGAAUCUCCCAAGGAGACCAAUUCUUUGAUGGCAACAAAUGAGGGCUCAAGAAACGGGACCAGCCCCGAGGCGAAUCUACACGAACCUGUAUCUUGGGACCUAGAUCCUAUGCUUGAUUCAUUAUCUGCGAAUAGUAGCCCUGCCUCGCGCCAUCUUAGCCAAACCUCGGAACUAAAUGACUUGCUCGUCAUGACCCGGACGCAGUCACUCCUAACACACUACGAUCAAGUGAUAUGUCCCCAUCAAAUCAUGCUCUCCGGGGCCGACACCAACAAUCCGUACCGAUCAUACGUCCUACCGUUGGCAUACGAGCAGCUCGGGGUACUUUACGCGGUGCUCGGUCUUUCCGCUUGUCAUAGAGCCCUUACAAUCGGAGAGGAUGACCUCCGUGAAGUGGCCGAUGAAUAUCGACUCAGGCUGGACGUGAUCCGAUCAUUUUCAGACCCGAAACGUCUAUGCGUCUCAUCAGAUCUACGCAGGAAAAUUGUUGCUCUAAGCACAUCAAAAUUUGAGCGGGUAAAUGGAUGUCCGAGGGAGCUAUUCCUCGUGAUGGGGGACGCUCUAGAAUAUGCAAAGGCUCAUCAGAUGAAGAAUAUGGACCUUUUCGAAUAUAAAGAGCUCACGAUGGGUUAUACGAAAGCUUUCGACAUGCAUUUCUACUCUCAUACAUCCCGGCUUUUGUCGCCCGAGCAGCCCGCUGAGGUAUCAAUCAUCCGAGAAUCAGUGGAAGCUGUAUUGGAUGCGGUAUCCGAGAUCCCUUCCAGCCUGAUCGACUUGGCUAUUUUUCCACUCUUCAUUGCAGGAACGGAUACCCUCUCCUUACAUUCACGCCAUUACAUCUUGUUAAGACUUGAUGGCAUUAGGUCUGUUGCCGGGUUCAGUAAUGAUCUCCCAAAAAUGUUACUGCACAAAGUCUGGGAAACCCGUGGGAAUCAGCCAAAAUGGGACUCUCGCAAUAUCUUAUGGACCUCAUUUACAGAUACGACGGCACGAGAAUCUCAGGACGAUUAUCUCAUUAUUUAG
Molecule: messenger RNA, 1236 nt
Organism: Penicillium waksmanii
Lineage: Eukaryota; Fungi; Ascomycota; Eurotiomycetes; Eurotiales; Aspergillaceae
Product: Zn(II)2Cys6 transcription factor
Exons: 5
Coding region: 1-1236 (411 amino acids)
Biological process (GO): positive regulation of transcription by RNA polymerase II
Cellular component (GO): nucleus
Molecular function (GO): DNA-binding transcription factor activity, RNA polymerase II-specific; transcription cis-regulatory region binding; zinc ion binding
Source: RefSeq, a predicted model, not a curated record